UCAGGCAUAAGGAGUUGUUUGAGCAAAUAAAAUUGCUGGUACUCUGCAUAACAGAUUAAACCUCUAAAGUUAAAAUAAAUUGGGUAAUCAUAUAAAGACAUGGUGGUUUCAUACUAUGGGCAAAUAAGCUACCAAACUUCAAAUUCUUAUAACUAAUAAUUAGAACAACUAAUAAAAAACAUUCAGGCCAUAUUGUAGACAAGAUAACAACUUUGCAACAAUAAACAGCAUUGUUCUAAACACAUAUUUGUUGUGACACAGAUUACGAUUCCCUUCCCUUUUUUCCCCACCGCUUCUCACUUUUACUAACCCCCUUGCACAGCUAGGCGGUUCAGGCACAGUGGUGUAGUUGUGAGUCCUUGUGAGCUCCUUGUAGUGAAUUGAAAAAGCUCCCCCAACGACGAAGUCCCCGUUCAUUGUGAACGCAGGCAGACGAUUUGAACCCUGCAGGCUACAUUUUAUGGGUGAAGCCAGGCUUCUGACCCGGUCUGAUCCACCCUCAGACUGACCCAGAGCCAGUCUGAGGCUCACAAGCAACAAUGCGAUCUCCAUCCGUGUCUAAGUGUGGGUGUGAGUUUGUUGAGACUGUUCUUAUAUCUCCCUUAUGAAACAUCGUCAUACUUCAGAGAGAAGACGCAAUCACCCAGUGGCCUUUGACUUCUCUUAACGUUUUAGAUCUGACUGGGGCCUGGCCAACAACUUCUUUACACAUUUGUUCUUUAAUUUGAUACAGUAAUACCAUGCUCACAUUAUUUUGUUAAAAAUCAUUCACAUUAGAUUACAUAAUAUUGAUUAUUUUCAAACUGUGAGUUCAAACAUGACAAACAGCAAAGUCGAAAUAAAAAGUUACAGGUGAGUUCCCAAUGUGAAUAUGACCAAAGAACACAGACUACAUUACAACUAUGGUUAAAGAAUCUAUUGAGAAAGUCUUUAAUCAACAGACCAUUGUAUGCUGACUUUAUUUAUUUAUUUAUUUAUUUAUUUAUGGCUAUUAUAUUUAUGGCUAGUCUAAAUAUGUAAUGCAAUAAGUUUCUACCUGGUUGAAAGUACUCAAUGUGUCGUUAAAGUCAGUCAAUCAUGUAGACAUCUGUUCAAAGUUUAACUCCAAUGCUGCCAUCUAGUGGACAUUAGUAAUAUUUUAAAAAUCUAGAGAAACGUAAAGCCACCUUUCAGGAAGAAAUACCCAUUAAAAUUUCACAUUUUCUCGCUUAAAAUGAAUAAACAAAACAGUACAAACAAUUCAGAAAAUUUGUAAUUCAGAUAAAUUUACCAAUUUAUCUAUUUACUUGAUAUUAAUAUCCAAAUAUAUCAGUCUCAGGUCUUGUUUACCCAUGUCUGCCUGAUAAGGCCUGGGUAUUAAAAUAACAACAGAUGGAAGUUUAAGUCCACCAUUGUUCUUCAAGCAGCAAGAAACUAUACAUGGAAAACACACAAACAACUACACUUCAAUAUUCAAAAUUUAUUGACAAAAUGAAAUCAACCUCACAGUUAAAUUUAAUCUGCAUAAAUGAAAAGAAAGUAUAUUUCAUUAAAUAAUUCUACUAUUAUUUACGGCAGUGAUCUAAUUUAGUAUUUUGGGAUUCCAAGACUAAAACUGCUUAAAUUGGACAUAAGGAAGCAUUUUGCUAUUCUAAACAGUCUCUUUUAAGUCUGCAUGUGGAGCUGGAGUACACAGAAUUAGUUUGGACACCUUAGAUUAAUGGCUGUUGGUUAAAACAUUCCUGACAUACGCACAGUAUCAUCGCUUGGAUUUAUAGAAGAUGCCUUUUGUAACAAAUGUAGUUGAACACCAAGAAUGGUUACUAACUAAGAGAGUAGGUAAACAUUUUUUAUUCUUUACCCACUCCCUUAGUAGUAGGGAGUAGGUAAACGCCUUACCACUAGUAGGUAAAUGUUUACCUACUAAUAAAAAUGUAGGUAAACAUUUUUUAUUAGUUUGAUCAUCUAUAAUUGAAAAUGUAAGAUACUUUAUUUAAUCAAACAUAAACUGGACUAUGGCCAAUUAGAGAGAAGGGCGUAAAGCACCACAUACAUUUUGUCAAUCCAGGACAACAGACAUAAGAAAACAACAAAAAAAAGGAAAUUUUCAAUAAUAUUGUCAUUUAUUGAAUGUGGCAGUAUGUUUCACGUUAUGUGGAGCUGAGUUUUCUUCUUAUCAUUAUUCAUACCAACAUUAAUCUGUAUAUUGAGUUUUUAGGAACUAAAGAUAAGCACUUGCUCAACAAAAGUCAAUUACUUAAAUCUUAAUGUAUUGUAAGAUUCAAUGAGAUCUCUUCUGGCCCUCCUCCUGUUAUGAUGAAAGCCAUCAAGGGAGAGGACGAUCCACAUAAAAUGUCUGUUCAAGGAAGUAAGAAGCACUGCUCUAAGGAGAAUAUGUAAUCAUGGAGGCGCUUCUGAAGUCAUUAAUGCCCUUGUUUGUCAUAUUGAUGUUGUUCUUUGACAUUGAUUAUUCACAAUCUUCAUCCGUUUUACCGUCUUGCACAUUGAGAAGACGGUUUCAUCUUAAUGGCAUGCACAAAUCCGGUGAUGUGAUUCUGGGCGGACUGUUUGAGGUUCACUACACUUCGGUGUUCCCCGAGCUAACGUUCACCUCAGAGCCAAGUGAGCAAAUCUGCCAAGGCUUUGACCCUCCAGGGUUCCGACAUGCCAUGACCAUGGCAUUUGCCAUUGAGGAAAUUAACAAAAAUCCAACUCUGCUCCCCAAUGUGACUUUGGGAUAUAGCCUUUAUGACAACUGUGCCACAUUGGUAAUUGGAUUCAGUGCGGCAUUGUCACUGGCCAGUGGUCAAGAGGAACAGUUUCUUCCUCAAGAAAAAUGUUCAGGAGGCCCUCCAGUCCUCGGCAUAGUCGGCGAUUCUUUUUCAACGUUUUCCAUCGCCACGUCUGAUGUGAUAGGCUUAUUCAGACUUCCCAUCGUGAGUUACUUUGCCACGUGUUCUUGCCUAAGUGAUCGGAAGAGGUUUCCGUCCUUUUUUAGGACAAUCCCCAGUGAUACGUUUCAGGUGCAUGCAAUGCUUCAGAUUUUAAAACGCUUUGGCUGGAUGUGGGCUGGUCUGCUGGUCAGUGAUGACGACUAUGGGCUCCAUGUUGCCCAGUCCUUCCAGUUGGAGCUGACUCAAUCUGGACUGGGUUGUCUUGCAUACACUGAGAUUUUACCGUGGGGUGAAAACCCCUCUGAGCUACGGAGAAUCGUGGAAGGAAUGAAAAAAUCCACAGCUCGUGUGGUUAUUGUUUUUGCCCAUCAGAUCAAUAUGAUUCAGCUGAUGGAAGAGGUUAUGAAGCAGAACGUGACAGGGCUCCAGUGGAUGGCGAGUGAAGCCUGGGCAUCAGCGGCUGUGCUCCAAACCCCCGGUCUCAUGCCAUACCUGGGUGGCACGCUGGGCAUUGCAAUCCGUCGAGGAGACAUUUUAGGACUUAGAGAUUUCCUCCUGAGCACACAGCCUGGGAAUAGCAGUAACAAUCAGAACACUUUGAUAAGGCAGUUUUGGGAACACACAUUUCAGUGUAGAUUUGCUCCCCCUCCAGCAGACUGGCUAGAAGCUGGGGGAGCGUUAUGUUCUGGUGAAGAAGAUUUGGAGAGUACGCAGACUGAGUUUCUGGAUGUUUCUAACCUCAGGCCUGAAUAUAACAUUUACAAGGCCGUGUAUGCUCUGGCUCAUGCACUCGAUGACAUGCUGCAGUGUCAGUCAGGGAGAGGCCCUUUCCGCGGGCACAGCUGUGCCUCUCUGCAAAAACUGGAGGCUUGGCAGUUAAUGUAUUACUUGGAAAAAGUCAACUUUACCAUUCCCUUUGGGGAUCAAGUGUCAUUUGAUGAGAACGGUGAUGCUCUGCCGAUAUAUGACAUCAUGAACUGGCUGUGGCUCCCUGACGGUGGAGUUCAAGUACUGAAUGUGGGCGUUGUUAAGAAGACAGCUUCUGGUGAUGAAGAACUCAUUCUUAAUGAAGAAAAAAUCUUCUGGAACUUCAACAAUAAUCAGCCUCCUCGGUCGGUGUGCAGUGAGACCUGUAAUCCUGGGACUCGCAUGGCGAGGAAGAAGGGGCAACCUGUGUGCUGUUUUGAUUGUGUUCCUUGUUCUGAAGGAAAGAUUAGCAACAAAACAAAUUCUGUUGAGUGCUUCAGCUGUCCAGAGGAUUUCUGGUCAAGCCCCCACCGUGAUCACUGCAUUCUUAAGACAACAGAGUUCCUCUCCUACCAUGAGCCUCUGGGUGUCUGCUUGACUACAGCUUCGAUGCUGGGAACAUGCGUCUGCGCCUGGGUUUUAGGGAUCUUCAUCUAUCACCGCAGCACUCCCAUGUCUUCCUUUCUUUCCUCGUCCUGUAAGCUACUGAGAACGUUUUACCUCAAUGGUCUGCACAAGCCUGGCGACGUGAUCCUGGGCGGGCUGUUUGAGGUCCACUACAGCUCCGUCUUUCCUGAGCAGACCUUCACCUCAGCACCACAUCAGCCCAGCUGCGAGGGGUUUGACACUCUAGGGUACAGACAUGCUAUGACUAUGGCUUUUGCUGUUGAGGAGAUUAAUAAGAACCCCAGGUUGCUGCCUAAUGUGACUUUGGGAUACAGCCUUUAUGACAACUGUGCCACUCUUAGCAUUGGGUUCAGCGCUGCCUUGGCAAUGGCCAGCGGGCAGGAGGAGCGGUUUUCCAUUGAAGAGAGCUGUUCAGGAACCCCUCCAGUUGUGGGAAUUGUUGGUGAUCCUUUUUCCACGUUUUCUAUAGCUGCCUCAAACGUUUUAGGUUUGUACAGGCUGCCUAUGGUGAGUUAUUUUGCCACGUGUUCUUGCCUAAGCGAUCGCCAGCGUUUUCCAUCUUUCUUCAGAACAAUCCCAAGUGACGCUUUCCAGGUCCGUGCCAUGAUUCAGAUUCUGAAGCACUUUGGCUGGACUUGGGCGGGCCUCCUGGUCAGUGACGAUGACUAUGGCCUUCAUGUUUCCAGAUCGUUCCAAACUGACCUGACUCGGUCGGGUGGCGGCUGCCUGGCGUACACGGAGGUUUUACCGUGGGGAGACAAUCCGAGGGAAUAUAAAAGGAUAGUUGAUGUCAUGACAAAGUCCACGGCACGUGUAGUGAUUGUGUUUGCACAUCAGAUGCACAUGAUCCAACUCAUGGAGCAGGUGGUGAAGCAGAAUGUGACAGGGCUGCAGUGGAUCGCCAGCGAGGCCUGGACGUUACUCGAAGGGCUCCAAAUCUCUGCUUUCACGCCGUUUCUUGGUGGAACUCUGGGCAUCGCCGUCCGUCGCGGAGAAAUACCAGGACUCAGAGACUUCCUGCUGAGAAUUCAUCCUGACCCGCACAACAACAUCUCCGAAAAUAGCCUGGUGAGGCUGUUUUGGGAGCACACGUUUCAGUGCAAGUUUCCGCUGCCUCCAGCAGGUUCGGUAGAAGACGCUGGAGCGCAAUGCACCGGACGAGAAGACCUGAACAGUGUGACUACUGACCUGCUGAAUGUGUCAGAACUCAGGCCUGAGUAUAACAUUUACAAAGCUGUGUAUGCGCUGGCACACGCUCUUAAUGACAUGCUGAGCUGCGUCCCCGGGCGAGGGCCUUUCAGCGGGAACAAAUGUGCGUCUUUGCAAACAUUAGAGCUCUGGCAGCUAAUGCACUACCUGGAACGGGUCAACUUCACCACACCGUUUGGUGACCAAGUCACGUUCGAUGAAAACGGCGACGCGUUACCAAUAUACGAUGUCAUGAACUGGAUUCGGCUGCCCGAUGGAAGAAUUAAAGUUCAGAGUGUCGGGGAGGUUCAGAGGUCUGCGUCCAAAGAGGAAGAACUCACGAUGGAUGAAAUCAAAAUCUUCUGGAACUUUGAAUCUAAAAAACCGCCCAGGUCUGUGUGCAGUGACAGCUGCCCCCCAGGAACGCACAUGGUGAGGAGGAAAGGAGAGCCUCUGUGCUGUUUUUAUUGUGUCCCGUGCUCUGAAGGAAGGGUCAGCAACAAAACUGACUCCUUGGAGUGCUUUAAUUGUCCUGAGGAUUUCUGGUCCAGCCCCCAACGAGAUCACUGCAUUCCUAAGAAAACUGAGUUCCUCUCGUAUCAGGAACCUCUGGGUAUCUGUUUGACAGUGACCUCGUUGCUGGGAAUGUCACUCUGCGCUGUCGUUCUGGGGAUCUUCACCUAUCAUCGCGGCACACCGAUAGUACGAGCCAACAACUCAGAACUCAGUUUCCUGCUCCUGGUGUCACUCAAGUUGUGCUUCCUGUGUUCGCUGCUGUUCAUCGGACGACCCAGACUGUGGACGUGUCAACUGAGACACGCUGUAUUUGGGAUCAGCUUUGUUCUUUGCGUCUCGUGUAUCCUGGUGAGAACCAUGGUGGUUCUGGCUGUGUUCAAAGCCUCCAAGCCAGGAGGGGGAGCCAAUCUUAAGUGGUUUGGUGCUGUGCAGCAAAGAGGAACAGUUUUUGCUCUCACUUGCGUUCAGGUAGCAAUUUGCACUGCAUGGAUUGUCACCGCGUCACCGGCACCUCAUAAAAACACUCAGUACCACAAUGACAAGAUCGUCUACGAGUGUGUCGUUGGGUCCAUAAUUGGUUUCAGCGCUUUACUGGGUUAUAUCAGUGUACUCGCCGUCCUUAGCUUUGUGUUGGCAUUUUUGGCAAGAAAUCUUCCAGACAACUUCAAUGAGGCCAAACUCAUCACUUUCAGCAUGCUGAUCUUCUGCGCUGUGUGGGUGGCCUUUGUUCCUGCUUAUAUCAACUCUCCUGGCAAAUACGCAGACGCAGUGGAGGUGUUCGCCAUCCUGGCCUCCAGUUUUGGCCUUUUGGUGGCGCUGUUUGGACCCAAAUGUUACAUAAUUCUACUAAGACCUGAAAGAAACACAAAGAAAGCCAUCAUGGGUCAUAGAACUGCAAAAUGAUAAAUGGCAGCUUAUGUACAAUUUAUUUUAUCGCUGCAGCCUGUUAACAAAGACAGUGGAAUUAUUCAUCUCUAACUCAUUCACUGAAACUUAAAAACAUUUGUCAAUAACAUUAUUUGGUGUGGUAUGUAAAAAUAUUUACUAUAUGAAUAAAUAUGAAAAAUUGUGAGAGAAAAAUAAACACUGUGGCUUUUUGACCACGAAUUUGAUAUUUUUUCUUUGAAGCCCAUUUUAAGGUACUUAGAGUACAAGCUUAUCAACUUUUAGAUAUUUGCACAAUGUAUCGGCUCUCUUUUGUUUGUUUGCUCAGUACAACUAAUUUGUAUGUGCCUUUGUAUCUAUCAAACAUUUUUUCCACAAAUUGUUUGGUUAAUUCCUGAAUAUUGUGAGCUAAAUCCUGAUUGGGAUAUUUUUUGUGCUUUUAAUCAAGAAAGAAUUUAAAGUAUUUUUAAUCUGGUACUUAUAAGAUGCCACUUUCUCAGUGUCAGUUCCCAGAAUGUUCAGUGGGUGUUAGUUCACCCAAAUCUCUCAUGUAAAAAAACUGAAAAAAAAAAAAAAAAAA
Gambusia affinis (western mosquitofish) is the source of this 7416-nucleotide messenger RNA. RefSeq names its product extracellular calcium-sensing receptor-like. The record is from RefSeq and is a predicted model, not a curated record. Gene Ontology annotation, biological process: G protein-coupled receptor signaling pathway. The transcript has 18 exons. NCBI's taxonomy places the organism in Eukaryota, Metazoa, Chordata, Actinopteri, Cyprinodontiformes, Poeciliidae. Gene Ontology annotation, cellular component: membrane. Gene Ontology annotation, molecular function: G protein-coupled receptor activity. The coding region runs from base 2382 to 6854 and encodes 1490 amino acids.